Aspergillus ruber CBS 135680 is the source of this 5488-nucleotide messenger RNA. Its product is annotated as type V myosin. The coding region runs from base 477 to 5204 and encodes 1575 amino acids. Lineage: Eukaryota; Fungi; Ascomycota; Eurotiomycetes; Eurotiales; Aspergillaceae. Gene Ontology annotation, cellular component: actin cytoskeleton; cytoplasm; vesicle. The record is from RefSeq and is a predicted model, not a curated record. The transcript has 7 exons. Gene Ontology annotation, biological process: vesicle transport along actin filament; actin filament organization. Gene Ontology annotation, molecular function: ATP binding; microfilament motor activity; actin filament binding.
AAAUAGUAUUGUGAUAUACAUUGAUAUAUUGCCAGAUCCAGGAAUUUGCAGCGCAACUGUAGCAAUAAUGAUUAUAACUGAUUAAAGUAUUGAGUAUUUGAUACACUAUGCGAUUUAUUUAGCGCUUGGCAGUAUUCUCAACGGUGGGGUUUUGGUUCCGACAAGUGGCGCGGCUCCCCAGCUCUUCAGGGGUUGUGGCUCGCUAGCCAAGUAAUACUACUAAUGGCCAGAUCUUCGCCAGUCCAAUAUCUCCCGCCCAAGUCUAUUCAAUAUUGAACACAUGCUUUUUUUUUUUUUUUUUUUUUUUUUUUUCAUUAAAGAGCAAGCGAGCGAAUGCAACAUACGUGACAAAGCUGCGCCCUGCUACGACAUAUGAGAAACCGCUGUGUCUCUUAAAUGCCGAUAUCAUUAUAGGCUCCCCGGUUCGACUUCGUUUGAAUUGAGGGUAUCAGAGGUGCAUAUAUUCCACGAUCUUGAUGGCGCACAACUACGAGGUCGGAACAAGGGCCUGGCAGCCCGAGCCGACUGAAGGAUGGGUUGCAUCCGAAGUCAAGGAGAAGUUGGUUGAUGGGGAGAAAGUGCAGCUGGUGUUCGAGUUGGAAAAUGGAGAGACAAAAACAAUCGAAACAACCCAAGCCGAGCUCCAGGUGGACAAUAACCCAAAGUUGCCCCCGCUAAUGAAUCCUGCGAUGCUUGAAGCUAGUGAGGAUCUUACAAAUUUAUCUCACCUGAAUGAACCAGCUGUCCUUCAGGCUAUAAAACUCCGCUAUGCCCAAAAAGAGAUAUAUACCUACAGUGGGAUUGUACUAAUCGCAACAAAUCCCUUUGCUCGGGUAGACUCGCUCUACGUCCCGCAAAUGGUGCAGGUGUACGCGGGGAAGAAUCGAGCUUCACAGGCACCGCAUCUGUUCGCUAUUGCGGAGGAGGCAUUUGCAGAUAUGCUUCGGGAUGGGCAGAAUCAGACGAUCGUGGUCUCCGGUGAAUCAGGUGCCGGCAAGACAGUUAGCGCCAAGUACAUUAUGCGUUAUUUUGCGACUCGCGAGUCCUCAGAUCAGCCUGGAAAAUACACCACGAGCAGAGCAGAUGCGAUCAGUGAAACUGAAGAGCAGAUAUUGGCGACUAAUCCAGUGAUGGAAGCCUUCGGAAACGCCAAGACAACUCGGAAUGACAAUUCUUCACGAUUCGGCAAAUAUAUUGAAAUAAUGUUUGACCAGAAUACGAACAUCAUCGGCGCGAAGAUUAGAACGUAUCUCCUGGAAAGAUCGAGAUUAGUGUUUCAGCCCCUGAAAGAGCGCAACUACCAUAUUUUUUACCAGCUCGUGGCUGGUGCAUCGGACUCUGAGAAACAAGAACUUGGCCUAAUGUCAGUUGAAGAUUUCGACUAUCUCAACCAAGGUGGUACAUCAACAAUAGAUGGCGUCGACGAUAAGGCUGAAUUAAACGCAACAAGGAAGUCGUUGUCCACAAUUGGUGUACCGGAACAGACACAAGCGGAAAUCUUCCGUAUCCUUGCAGCUUUGCUGCAUCUUGGAAAUGUCAAGAUUGCAGCUACACGAACCGAGUCCUCCUUGUCCUCAGAGGAACCAUCUCUUGUUCGCGCUUGCGAACUGUUUGGGAUUGAUGCCAAUGAAUUUGCAAGGUGGAUCGUCAAGAAACAGCUUAUCACCAGAGGAGAGAAAAUCACAUCAAACUUGACACAGCAACAAGCCAUAGUCGUUCGGGAUUCAGUUGCUAAGUUUAUUUACUCCAGCCUGUUCGACUGGCUCGUGAAUAAAAUCAAUCAUGGCCUAGCAAGAGAUGAGGUCCUGGACAGAGUGAAAUGCUUCAUUGGCGUGCUAGAUAUCUACGGGUUUGAGCAUUUUGCCAAGAAUUCUUUUGAGCAAUUCUGCAUCAAUUACGCCAACGAGAAACUACAGCAGGAAUUCAACCAGCAUGUUUUCAAACUCGAACAAGAAGAAUACGUGCGGGAGCAAAUCGAUUGGACUUUCAUUGACUUCUCGGACAAUCAACCAUGCAUCGAUCUUAUCGAAGCGAAGCUUGGAAUUCUAUCCCUGCUAGACGAAGAGUCAAGGUUGCCUAUGGGUUCUGAUGAACAGUUUGUGACGAAGCUUCAUCACAAUUUCGCCGCCGACAAGCAGAAAUUCUACAAGAAACCUCGUUUCGGAAAAUCAGCCUUCACUAUUUGCCAUUAUGCUGUUGAUGUCACCUACGAGUCUGAUGGUUUCAUUGAAAAGAACAGGGACACUGUUCCAGAUGAGCACAUGGAGAUUCUACGCAACUCCUCGAAUGAGUUUGUGAAGGAGAUCUUGGAUACGGCCGCUGUUGUUCGCGAAAAAGAUUCGGCCUCAAUCUCCUCGUCCAAACCAGUUGCAGCCCCAGGGCGCCGGAUCGGUGUCGCUGUUAACCGCAAGCCUACGCUGGGUGGGAUUUUCAAGUCUUCGUUGAUCGAACUCAUGAACACAAUUAAUUCCACCGAUGUGCAUUAUAUACGCUGCAUUAAACCCAACGAGGCGAAAGAGCCCUGGCAAUUCCAAGGACCCAUGGUGCUCAGUCAGCUGAGAGCUUGUGGUGUUCUUGAGACAGUUCGGAUAAGCACCGCUGGCUAUCCAACUCGCUGGACGUAUGAAGAAUUCGCCAUUCGCUACUACAUGUUGUGCCACUCCUCUCAAUGGACCUCUGAGAUCAAGGAGAUGUGCCAUGCCAUUUUGCAGAAGGCUCUAGGGGAUGGUACUCAGCAGAAGCAGGAUAAGUACCAGCUCGGUUUGACGAAGAUAUUUUUCAGGGCAGGAAUGCUCGCUUUCCUUGAGAAUCUUCGUACCUCAAGAUUGAAUGAGUGUGCAAUCAUGAUUCAAAAGAAUUUGCGAUGCAAGUAUUAUCGACGUCGAUACCUUCAUGCGCGUGAUUCCAUUCUCACUACGCAGGCUUUGAUAAGGGGGUUCUUGGCAAGACAACGCGCGAAUGAAGUGCGACAAGACCAGGCCGCAACAACGAUUCAAAGAGUGUGGAGGGGUCAGAAGGAGAGAAAGCACUAUAACCAGAUUCGUGGGGACUUUAUACUCUUCCAGUCGGUUGCUAAGGGUUUCCUCCGUCGCCGGAACAUAAUGAACACGAUACUUGGCAAUGCGGCGAAGACCAUUCAGCGAGCAUUCCGAUCGUGGUGUCAAUUGCGUGACUGGCGACAAUAUCGUCGAAAAGUUGUGAUGGUUCAGAAUCUCUGGAGAGGAAAACAAGCUAGAAGCCAGUACAAGAAGCUACGUGAGGAUGCAAGAGAUUUGAAGCAGAUCUCCUACAACUUGGAAAACAAGGUGGUGGAGUUGACUCAGUAUCUUGAAUCAUUGAAACGGGAAAACAAAACAUUGAAUUCGCAACUAGAAAAUUACGACACCCAAGUUAAAUCUUGGAGAAGCCGCCAUAAUGCGUUGGAAGCACGUUCUCGUGAGCUGCAGGCCGAAGCUAAUCAAGCCGGUAUUGCCACUGCUCGGCUUACUGCGCUUGAGGAGGAGAUGAACAAAUUGCAACAAAAUCACAACGAGGCGCAGGCGAACAUCAAACGCCUACAAGAAGAGGAGAAAGCGUCAAGAGAGUCCAUCCAGUCCGCUAAUCUCGAGUUAGAACGGCUUCAAAAGCUUGACGCGGAGCACGAAAAUGACAAAGCUACCCUCCGCCAACAGGUUGCCGACCUCGAAGAGCAGCUGGAGCUUGCGAAGCGGAAUGUACCCAUGAAUGGGGGCAACGCAGACCCACUGAAUGGAGGCCCUAUUCAGCCGCCUGCCAGCGGCUUAAUAAACUUGGUUUCCUCCAAGAAGCCCAAACCCAAGCGGCGCAGUGCUGGUGCGGAAAGAAUUGAUACUGAUCGCUUUAGCGGGGCAUAUAAUCCCCGGCCCGUGUCUAUGGCAAUCCCAACUUCCUCUGUUGGACGACAAAAUCUGGCAGGCUCCUCAUUUUCACCAGGCUUGGAUACCGUUGAGGUGGAACUCGAAAAUCUGUUGUCGGAAGAGGACGAACUCAACGAGGAGGUUACGAUGGGCCUGAUUCGCAAUCUUAAAAUUCCGCUGCCCAGCUCUACUCCGCCACCGACUGAGAAAGAGGUCCUCUUCCCCGCUUAUCUCAUUAAUCUUGUCACUUCAGAAAUGUGGAAUAACGGCUUUGUCAAGGAGUCCGAACGCUUCCUGGCUAAUGUCAUGCAAUCUAUUCAGCAAGAGGUCAUGCAGCAUGAUGGUGACGAUGCUAUCAACCCGGGAGCGUUUUGGCUUUCUAAUGUACACGAAAUGCUCUCCUUCGUAUUCCUUGCUGAAGACUGGUACGAAGCGCAAAAGACGGAUAAUUACGAAUAUGAUCGCCUUUUGGAAAUCGUCAAACACGACUUGGAGAGCUUGGAGUUCAACAUUUACCACACAUGGAUGAAAGUCUUGAAAAAGAAACUUUACAAGAUGAUAGUCCCUGCCAUUAUCGAAUCGCAGUCUCUUCCUGGAUUUGUCACGAGCGAAACGAAUCGAUUCCUUGGGAAACUUCUUCCUUCUAACAAUAACCCGGCUUAUAGCAUGGACAACCUUCUUAGCCUUCUGAAUAACGCUUACAAGGCAAUGAGAGCCUUCUAUCUGGAGGACUCCAUCAUCACACAAACAGUUACAGAGCUUCUCCGAUUAGUCGGUGUUACGGCUUUCAACGAUCUGCUAAUGCGACGAAACUUCUUGUCUUGGAAGCGCGGCCUUCAAAUCAACUACAACAUUACGCGGAUUGAAGAAUGGUGCAAAAGCCACGACAUGCCAGAAGGCACUCUGCAGCUCGAACAUCUCAUGCAAGCAACCAAGCUCCUUCAGUUGAAGAAGGCGACCCUUAAUGACAUCGAAAUAAUUCAAGAUAUCUGUUGGAUGCUCUCUCCGAACCAAAUCCAGAAACUGUUGAACCAGUACCUUGUCGCGGAUUAUGAGCAGCCAAUAAACGGCGAGAUCAUGAAGGCCGUUGCUUCUCGGGUCACAGAAAAGAGCGACGUAUUGCUUUUGACACCCGUUGAUAUGGAAGAUAGCGGGCCAUACGAAAUUGCCGAACCACGUGUUAUUACGGCCUUGGAAACCUAUACGCCGUCUUGGCUUCAAACGCCGCGAUUGAAGCGUCUUGCUGAAAUUGUCUCGGCUCAAGCAAUGGCCCAGCAAGAGAAGCUCGAGAUGGCAGAGAAUGGCGCCGCUACGCCGAUUGAUGGAUAGUGUAUAGUAGGAGAGUGUUUUGCUAUUUUGUCUCAAACGUGGAUGGACCAUGAUACGAGUUUUGCAUCUGUGGAAUGUGGAAUUGGAUACUAUCAUCCUUCUUUCCAUUUUUUGAAAUGUGACAUGAUAUAUGGUUGCAAUCUACAAUAUAUAGUGAAGAAUAUCUUAGCAUCUACGAAAGAGGAUCUUAGAGCCAUUCAAGAAACGAUCACCUGGACCGUAAUUAGUUAUAGUAUGACACUCGGGCUUACUAUCAUGUCGAUGAUUUUUAACACUACAGCAAA